This is a messenger RNA of Manis javanica (Malayan pangolin), 1620 nucleotides long. Lineage: Eukaryota; Metazoa; Chordata; Mammalia; Pholidota; Manidae. The record is from RefSeq and is a predicted model, not a curated record.
CGGCGUCCUCCUCUGGGAGAAUCCAACAUUUGGGGGCUCGUCCGGGAUCGUGCGCUCACCCCGCUUCACUCCCGAAGUUGCUCUUGGAGGAAAAGGUAAGGUUAGUGGCGCCUUGAGUUGUCUGUGUUCUGUUUUCUGUUUUUCAGUGAGACCGGUCGGAAUUCUGAAAGGGUACCCUCUGUCUGGCAGUCGUCCCGAUCCCAUAAAGGGGUCGAGACUGCGGUCGGUAGACGUACUUGGAGUGCCGCAGGCUGCAACCCUGGGGGACGCCUCGGGGAGAUUGGAGGGCCAGGGACGCCUGGUAGCCUCUCAUCUGUUUUUCCGGCAAAGUGAACCUGAUGAGAUAGGGUUGAUUUUUGGGUGCCAGGAGUAUCAACCCUCCGAUUCAUUUCGGUUUCUGAUUGAAAAUCUGAGAAAAACGAAAAGCGGCCGCUGUGUGUCUAAUUUGUGUGUGUCUUUGUUUUUUGUGUCUUUUACGUGCCUAAUUAUUGUUGUACUGACAAUGGGACAGACAGUGACAACCCCCCUUAGCCUGACGUUAGAUCAUUGGACGGAAGUCAGAGCGAGGGCGCAUAACUUGUCAGUAGAAGUAAAAAAGGGACCAUGGCAGACUUUCUGUACCUCCGAAUGGCCCACCUUCAAUGUUGGGUGGCCCUCGGAGGGGACUUUUGAUUUCCCCACUUUAUUAGCAGUAAAAGCCGUUGUCUUCCAGGAUUCGCCUCAAGGACAUCCAGAUCAGCAACCCUACAUUGUAGUCUGGCAAGAGUUGGUGGAAAACCCACCGCCCUGGGUAAAGCCCUGGGUGCAAAAGAAAAAGGGCCCUCGAGUUCUAGCUGCCCAGACCAAACUUCAGGGCAAGGAAAAAGAAACUACUACCAGAGUUCACCCUGACACUCAAGAUUUGCUUAUGGUUGAUGAUCCCCCUCCUUAUCCCCCUGCUCCCCCUGCCCCUACGGCACCCCCAGCCCCGGCGCCACCACCCCCGGCUCCCCCAGCACUGCCGGCGCCGCCACCCCCGGCACCCUCAGUCCCUGAUGCCGAGGCAGUGGGGGUGGCUCCGGGGCCUGCCCAGGGAACUCGGCGCCACCGAGGGGCCACCUUGGACCCAUCGGGUAUUUUUCCUCUCCGGUCCUAUGGAGUUCCCAUCAUCGGGGAAGAGGGAGAACCCCCUUUCCAACCUCUGCAAUAUUGGCCAUUUUCCUCUGCUGACUUAUAUAAUUGGAAAGCUAAUCACCCUCCCUUUUCAGAGGAACCACAAAGACUAACUGGGCUAAUAGAGUCCUUAAUGUUUUCUCACCAGCCCACUUGGGAUGAUUGUCAGCAGCUUUUGCAGGUGCUCUUCACCAUGGAAGAAAGAGAGAGGAUCCUCCUGGAGGCACGAAAGAACGUGCCUGGGACCGAUGGAUGACCAUCGCAACUCCCUCAUGACAUAGAGAGGGGUUUUCCGUUGACCAGACCCAACUGGGACUUUAAUUCUCCAGAAGGUUACGGGCCCUAGAAGUUGUACAGAGAGAAGUGUGGGCCACCAUCCGGGAAGCCUAUCGGCCGGAAGACCUGUCGGUGCCUCAUCAGUUCCAGGUGGGAGACCCCGUUUACAUAAGACGACACCGAACAGGAAAC